UUCAUGAAGGCACGUGAACCUCUUAUUUCCCCUUUUUAAGUGAAUUACCACUCGAUGGUGUAGGCCCUCUUUUGCCUCUUUUUUAUUUUUUUAAUUAUUAAUAUUAUUAUUAUUAAUCUCUAUCAUUCAUCACCGAUCCGAUCUCUUCCUUCCUUAUUAUCUAAAACAUAGAUCCUCCACCUUUAGUGGACGAAGCCAACACCGUCACUUCGAUUGCUCCAUCUUUCCCCAUGACUUCUAGUAAUUGUUAUUCAUCUCUUUAUCCUUUUCCUAUUGACCUAAACGAAGAUGAUCAACACCAACACCACCAGCUUUUCAACUUAAUAUCUCAACCUUCUUCUUCUUCAUCAUCAUCAUCUUCUUCUUCGUCGCCUUCUACUUCACUUACUUGUCCUUUUUCCUUCAGCCCAACUGUUCAACACCAGCAAGCAGCUUUCUAUCAGAGCCUACCCCAGCAGUUCCAUGAUGAUCAACAAGAUCAGGAAAAAAUACAUGUUCCACAAGAUGGACCAUUGAGGAGUGACUGUGAGCUCAGGUUAUCUAUAUGGAAAAAGGAAGAAAGGGUUGAAACUCAUCAUCAAAGUCAUGAUUCUGCUAAGUGGAUGCCUUCAAAGACGAGGAUGAUGAGCUCCGAUCACACCGAUUUAUCAAAUAGCCCUACACCGAAAUCCGAAGAUCAUCAGGAGCAGAAACAACCAUCAUCUUCUCCGGACAACAACAACAGCACAAUUAGGGUUUGUGCUGAUUGCAACACUACUAAGACUCCUCUCUGGAGGAGUGGACCUCGGGGCCCCAAGUCCCUUUGCAACGCCUGUGGAAUUCGUCAAAGAAAAGCAAGAAGGGCUGCAGCGGCGGCGGCGGCGGCAGGCAUCGUUGUUGCAGCUGAGACACCGCCAAGUAUGAAAAGUGAGGUUCAACGUCUUAAGGCGAAGAGAUCAAUCAACGAUGGUUUUCCACAUUUGAAGAACAAAAAAUGCAAACUUAAUUCUCAAUCUCAAAGUAGAAAGAAGCUGUGUUUCGAAGAUUUAAGGAUAAUAUUGAGCAAGAAUUCAGCUUUUCAUGGAGUUUUUCCUCAGGACGAGAAAGAGGCCGCGAUCCUACUCAUGGCCUUAUCGUAUGGUCUUGUUCAUGGUUGAAAUUUCUCCCCACCACCUUAGCCUUAUAUAUUGUUGUUUUCUAGGUUUAAAUAAUUAGUGUUGGGAGUGUAGUAGCUAACUAAGGUCAUAAAUGUUUGAAACUAGAAUUGUCAUUGAGUGUGAACAAAAAGUAAUUUGUUAAAAUAAAGAAAAAGAGAUUAGAAAAGCAAAAUGCAUGUAGAACUUUAGAGCUUUGAUUAUCAGGUGAAUUUGAACAGGUUGGUAACCAUAAUUAUGGAGCUCUUGUUCUUCUACUUCUUAUUCUAUAUAUAUUAUGUCGUGAACUUAAUAAAAUUCUAUGCUUUGAUUUGUC
Molecule: messenger RNA, 1449 nt
Organism: Gossypium raimondii (Peruvian cotton)
Lineage: Eukaryota; Viridiplantae; Streptophyta; Magnoliopsida; Malvales; Malvaceae
Product: GATA transcription factor 21
Exons: 3
Coding region: 231-1136 (301 amino acids)
Biological process (GO): regulation of DNA-templated transcription
Molecular function (GO): sequence-specific DNA binding; zinc ion binding
Source: RefSeq, a predicted model, not a curated record